This is a messenger RNA of Vidua chalybeata, 1807 nucleotides long. RefSeq names its product glutaryl-CoA dehydrogenase (gene GCDH). Gene Ontology annotation, molecular function: fatty-acyl-CoA binding; glutaryl-CoA dehydrogenase activity; flavin adenine dinucleotide binding. Gene Ontology annotation, cellular component: mitochondrial inner membrane. The transcript is spliced from 11 exons. Gene Ontology annotation, biological process: fatty-acyl-CoA biosynthetic process; fatty acid beta-oxidation using acyl-CoA dehydrogenase. Bases 52 to 1332 code for a protein of 426 amino acids. The record is from RefSeq and is a predicted model, not a curated record. Lineage: Eukaryota; Metazoa; Chordata; Aves; Passeriformes; Viduidae.
ACCCCCACCCCCCCGUGACGUCACGGUUUACCGGACCCCCGCCCCGUCCCCAUGGCGCUGCGUUUGGCCACCCGCCUGUCGCGCCUGGCCCGGAGCGGUGUCCGGUGGGGGGGCACCGAGCCCCCCCGAGCACAGGUCGCCGCCCCGUUCGACUGGCAGGACGCGCUGGGGCUGGAGGGGCUGCUGAGCGCCGAGGAGCGGCUGCUGCGGGACACGACGCGCAAGUACUGCCAGGAGCGGCUGCUGCCCCGCGUGCUGCACGCCAACCGCCACGAGGUCUUUGACCGGGAGAUCGUGACUGAACUGGGAGAACUGGGGCUGCUGGGCCCCACCAUUCAAGGGUACGGCUGCGCGGGCACCACGUCGGUGGGCUACGGGCUGGUGACGCGGGAGCUGGAGCGGGUGGACAGCAGCUACCGCUCGGUGCUCAGCGUCCAGUCCUCCCUCGUCAUGUACCCCCUCUGGGCCUACGGGACCCCCGCCCAGCGCCAGCGCUUCCUGCCCCGCCUCGCUCGGGGGGAGAUCGUGGGGUGCUUCGGGCUGACGGAGCCCAACCACGGGAGCGACCCGGGGCGGAUGGAGACGCGGGCACGGCACAACCCCGGCGCCAGCACCUACACCCUGCGAGGGUCCAAGACCUGGAUCACCAAUUCGCCCAUAGCCGACCUGUGCGUGGUGUGGGCCCGGUGCGAGGAGGACGGGCGGGUCCGGGGCUUCCUGGUGGAGCGCGGGACCCCCGGGCUCAGCACCCCCAAAAUCGAGGGCAAGUUCUCCCUGCGCGCCUCGACCACCGGGAUGAUCCUCCUGGAUGACGUGGAGGUGCCCGAGGAGAACGUGCUGCCCAACGCCGAGGGGCUGGCGGGCCCCUUCGGCUGCCUGACCCAGGCGCGUUACGGCAUCGCCUGGGGCGCGCUGGGCGCCGCCGAGGCCUGUCUGGAGACGGCGCGGCAAUACGUGCUCGACAGGAAGCAGUUUGGGGGCCCGCUGGCCCGGAACCAGCUGGUGCAGAAGAAGCUGGCGGACAUGGUGACGGAGAUCACGCUGGGGCUGCACGCCUGCCUGCGCCUCGGCCGCCUCAAGGACGAGGGCAGGGCUGCCCCCGAGAUGGUGUCGAUGCUGAAGCGGAACUCGUGCGGGAAGGCGCUGGGCAUCGCGAGGGACGCGCGGGACAUGCUGGGGGGCAACGGGAUCUGCGACGAGUUCCACGUGAUCCGGCACCUCAUGAACCUCGAGGCCGUCAACACCUACGAGGGCACCCACGACAUCCACGCGCUGAUCCUGGGCCGCGCCAUCACCGGCAUCCAGGCCUUUGCCCCGGCAAAGGGGACGUAGUGGGGGACGCAGCAGCGUGGGCACGGCGGGGACGUGGUGGCACCGGCGGCACCGAUGGGGACCGGGUCUGCUCCUCGUGGGAAGGGGUGUGAGGAGAUGGCGGCGCUGACCGGAGCCAGCGUCACCAACCGGAGCCAGGUAUCCCCAGAAGGGAUCCAGUGUCACUGACAGGACCCGGUGUCACUGAUGGGACCUUGUGUCACCAGCCAGGACUCGUGUCACCAAUGGGACUCAGCGUCACCCCAACCAAAUCUCGUGUCACUGGCGGGACCCGGUGGCACCAAGCACAUCUUGUGUCGUUGAUGGGACCCAGUGCCACCGAGUAAACCUCCUGUCCCCAACGGGAAUCGGUGUCACCAACAGGACCCGGUGUCACUCAGGGGACCCCACUGGUGCCGGGCCCCGUGCCCGGUGCCAUCUCAGUGCCUUUGCCAGCCCUGUGGCCAAUAAACGGUGGGACAGCCCCUCCAUGCCA